This is a messenger RNA of Pleuronectes platessa (European plaice), 6660 nucleotides long. Its product is annotated as matrin-3. The transcript has 25 exons. The coding region runs from base 1751 to 6472 and encodes 1573 amino acids. Gene Ontology annotation, cellular component: nucleus. Gene Ontology annotation, molecular function: zinc ion binding; RNA binding. Lineage: Eukaryota; Metazoa; Chordata; Actinopteri; Pleuronectiformes; Pleuronectidae. The record is from RefSeq and is a predicted model, not a curated record.
UGCCCCACAAUACGCGGAAAUCACGGAAGAUUUAGAAGAACGAAUAUGGAACAAAUAGAAGAGCACUUGGCAGAAGAGAUCCGAAAGUAUGACCACUUGUAUAACCCGUCACUGACUGGCCGAUUUGUCCGCCAGAAAUAGGCUAUGAGGAGCCGGAGUGGCGAUGUAAAUAAACAGUCGACUAAGAAGAAGACGUUUCUUCUUUGUGUGUUUUGUCUUUGAAAAAAAACGUUACUCCGCCCAGGGUUCUGGCGGUGAAUUGCGUUGCAACCGUUUAACUUAUGGACAUAAUAUUUGGCAUGUUUAUUGUAAAUUGCCCGAGGAAGUACAUUGAUGAGAUGGAGCAUUUGGCAUCCAGCGCUCUGUAGAAGUCAGUGGUAGCGGAGUAGUGUGUCUCCUGUCUGUGGUGUGUGUGUGUUCAACAUGUCUUCUGUUGAACAUGUCUUCCGUCCUCGGAUAACCAGUAGUUUGUAACUGGGUCAUAUUGUUGCCAGAAUAUCUAAAUAUUUAGAUUUUCUUUAUUUCACCACAUCAGACAGAGACACAGAUGGGUAGACUCAUGAUAUUUUGGCAACAACUUUCUCACUAUCCCUUCAUCCUAGCUACCUGUCUUCAAAGUCAAAACACAGCUUUGGAUUUGUGGUUGCAAUGGUUAUUAUGGAGCUAAAUUACAGAGCUUUUAUUUAGAAAGGUUGUGGGUCUGAAGAUUGUUUUGUUUAUUGAACAGACCUCUAAAAUAGUAGAUAUGUAAUGUCAUUAAUAUACUGUAAUGUAUGAAAAAAUAUCAGCAGUCCAUUCAAACUAAUAUAUUAACAACACACGUGAAUAGUUAUAAAGCAAAUGCAGGUUAAUUUUAUGAAAUGCUUUAUUUUUAUAAAUCUUGAUAGCAGAUAAACCAGGUAGGAUUAGCACAACGUUUUCUAACUUCACUCUGCACCAUAGUUUAUAAAAACCUGUGCACAAAACAUCCAGCACACAAACAAUAAAAAGUGACUUUAUAUUGUAAAACUGUUUGAGAAGGACUCACAAAUGACAAAGAUUAAUUCUGAAGUAACUCUCGAGCAUUAACACAGCCCAUUUCAAACAGGCAGGUUCAGAACGGACAAUAUACUAGUAUUAAUUUAAUAUAAUGAACAUGACUCACCCUUUGGGGGUAUAUUGGAUCAUAUCUUUCUAUGUUUAGUAGCCGCUUGUCAGGUUCAGGGAGUGGACAGUUUUAUUCUGAAAGACUCCAGGCGGAAGUAUGUGUUGCUGACGGCGGAAGUCUGGCUCUUUACCGCGGUCUCGGCGGCUGAAGCUCCUCCUUGGUCCUGAAGACCACGGGUUACAAAAGACGUUCCGUUAUCAACAAAGAACCGCAUCAUCCAACAGUAAAAGUCUCGCUGUGCACACAGACAGUUAUUUGCACCUUGCUCCUACCCAGCGAUUGGAACCCCGAGCAGCACUCUCCAUUGCCAACAGCAUCAGACGGAACAAUUUCAUACGUGGACCUAUAGCUGGUGCUGCUGCAGUAACAGCUCUCCAUUUGGCUCAGAUUGAAACUCAGGCCCAGUUUGCUCUCCAACAGUUUGCCUCUCUUGCAACUAUAACUGUUGGCAUCCAGUGUCACAACAACAGGCUUGCAGCAGCAUUACCUCGUCAACUGGCCCUCCUGAGUCUGCUCAAUAGACGAGAGGUGUCAGCUAUUGGGUUUAACUUGGACACUAAAAGCAAAACCUACAAAACUACACAACUGUGUCUUCCUGCUACCAUGUACCACCACCACUCCCAGCAACAGGGGCCCCAGCCCUUCUCAAAUGGACCCCAACCUCAUCAUCAGUCACAUCCAAAUCAACAUCAGAGUCAUACUCCCUCUGAUAUGCUGACUCAGGUGAUGGGUUUCCAAUUUCCUCGUCCUACCCAGCUCCCUGAGGAGCUAGAGUCUGCCCUGGCUAUCCGGGGUGCCAGGGACAUGGACCACCGCCUCAUUGACCGCAUGAACACACCAAACCAACACCAGAACCAAGCCUCGGUUUCUGGGAUCAGUCAACAUGGAACCUAUGGCUCAACAACACUCACCUCUGAUAGUCAGCCAGGUCACCAGCAAGACAUAGACUGGUCAAGUUACCAACCUCCAACCAAACUGUUUGCAGCUCCUCCAUGUAGUUCUAACCGGCAAUCACACCGACAGGGACCUCAACAGCACCCGGAGAUCAACCAAGCUGGAACAAGCAUACCAGGCUGGACUGCUGCUGUAAGUGACUCACCGUCACCCCAAAGCCGAAAUCCUCAUGGUGUCAGAAUUGGUGGUGGGGGGGACGGUCAGAGUAUGUACACACCAGAGAGUGCAGGAAGCAUCUUGGCCAGUUUCGGACUUUCAAAUGAGGACUUAGAAGUGCUGAGUCACUAUCCUGAUGAUCAGCUAACCCCAGACACUUUACCAUUCAUACUACGUGACAUCCAAAUCAACAAGUCAGGCAAGCAGAAAACUGUGGCUUCUAACACCCCAUCCUCGUUUUCACGCAGUAUCCAUGAUAUGCAACUGCCACCUGCUCACUCUUCAGAAGUAGCUCGUUCACGCUCACCAGAAGUACCUAGCCUGCUUACUGUCACACAGACAGCAGGUAAAGUCAUUGACUAUGGUCAUGCCAGUAGGGCAAAGGACGAGACAAAUACCAGAAAAUCUUUCAAAAGGGAGCCACUCUCCAAUGAAAGGACAGUUAAAAUGUACCCAUCAUCCACAUCAGAUCCCAAAGCAGAUAAACCUGAAAGGCGUCAGGUUCAUUUGGAAAACGCUGAAACAAGCAAACAUGGAGACCGGGACUAUCGCAGAGCAAGAAGUGACCAUCACAAGACAAAUCGGUCACCUGGGAGAGAACUACCUCCCCCCUCCAGAUCUCGUAAUCUAGAUCGAGACUACAGGCAUGAUCGACCCAAACCAAGGCCUUCAUCUGAAACCAGGAGUGAGGAUUCCUCAAGACGAUCUCUCUCUUCUUCAUCUGGCUCAAAACCACUCAGCAGCAAGAAGUUACCUACCCCCACCAUGAUAAGUGAUUUCUUGGCCGUGUGUCCAAAGGUGUAUCCCCACACCUGCUCUCUGUGCCACACACAGUCAGAUCAGGAAAAGGACUGGGUUGACCAUAUUAACACCGUCAACCACACUGCUGCUUGUAGAGACCUGCGUAACAAGUACCCUGACUGGAAACCAAAUCUACCAAGUCGAAGUGGACGAUAUGGCAACCAAUCUCCAUCCCAUUCCACGACUCGAUCCCACUCUAGUUCUCCGACCCCAGGCCCUCUCAACAAACACAGAGUGGGGACUCAUCCCAACCGGCCACAUGGGAAACUUUACACCCCUCUCCAUCACCCCCGCUACAACCAUUAUUCAGAACACGGCAAUCGGUUGGACAGUCCCUGUGGCUCACAUCGAAUCUACAGAGUGAAUCGUCCUGAGAAGAGGGAAUCAUCAGGGGUUUCCUCUAGAAGUGGUGUGAAGCAUCCAAACAAUGAUUCAACCAGUCAACAUCCAUCCUCCUCUAAGAUGGGUCACAUCCUCAAACAUGGACCAUCACAAUCCAAAAUUGUCAAGAGUGGGACCAAGACUGGAACUAAGAUGCCUACGACUGCAAGUGCAAAGGUCACUGACACAUCCGUCAAACCUCCACAACCCAAAAAGAAGAAGAAAAUGGUUACUCCAGCCUCUCAAUACUCGUCUGUUGCAGAGCGUCUGGUUUAUCUGACAGGCAUCCCAAAGGACGCCUCCGAGCAGGAAGUUACUGACUUGCUUGGUUCCUUUGGCAAGAUCAACAAUGUGAUCCUUAUGCCAUGCUCUGAUGAAGAGAGUGAUUCGAGUGAAGGAAAAAAGGCAUCUGUUUGCAUGAUGAAGGCAGAAGAUGCCCAGGCACUGGCUAACUCCAAAGCUCUCUCCAUCAGAGACCAGCAAAUCACUGCUUCAACAGCCAAGAAACCCGAAGAAGGACAAUCUCCUGAUAGCAGCAGCAGCAAACCUGGCACAGGACAGGAAAAGUGCACUGCUGGGGAAGAUACAGGAAAUGAGACUGACAAGAAGACUUCAGAUGAGAAAGGUGUGGUGUUGAUCUCAGGACUCUCCGAGAAUAGCUGCUCAGAGAGUGACAUCAUCAAGCUGAUUCAGCCCUUUGGGACUCCCUCUGACAUUAUCCUGGCAACACAGAUCCGAAAGGCCCUUGUGUUAGUGCCAGACAUGGAGCUUGCUCAGGAGAUAGUGAAAGUCCACAGCUUCAUGCCUGCAAAGAUCGGAGACUCCGAGCUGAAGAUCAUCCUUGUCAAACAGCGUGUUGGACUCAGCACACCGGUGGCCCUCUACAAUCUUAUGAUGGAGUCUGUGGACCCUUCAGAAAGUCCAGUUCCAGUUUGCUGGAACAGCCUCUUGGUUAUCAGUAAUGUUCCCAACACACCCUCUUGCUCCUUUGAGGUCCAGAAACUGGUGCGACGCUUUGGCACUGUCAUCAAGACUCUAGUGCUCAACAAUAUGGUCAUUUGUGAAAUGGCAACAGCAGCGAUGGCCUUGUCUGUUUACAAACGCUUCCAUACGUUUCCGUGCAUCAUACAGAACAAUCCACUGUUUUUCUCACGCAAGCCAGACCCAAAGGCCAGCACACAGACAAAAGUCAUCACUGCCUACUUGGAUUCAACGGAGGAUUUAUCUGCAAAUGGCAAGAGCAGCCAAUCUGCAGCGGCGGCCGAUGAAGAGCAGAUGUCUCAAAAAGAGAAGUCUAAAUGUCUGUUGGAAGUGACGGUAAAAGAUGCUGCCGAAAUGGAUAAGAAAAUGAGUACAGAGGAAACAGUCGGCAAACAAGAGGCUUUGGAAAGAGGUGACAGCAAAGACAAAAUUCAAGAAGAAGAGCUAGCCAGUGCUGUUUGUGACUCCUUGGCUGCACCAGACUCCAAACCAGAAGCAGCCUCCAAUUCUGACGCAAGAGAAACAUCAGCUGGGAAAACUGUCUCGGAGGCAAAAGAGGAGAAGAAAGUAGUUUCAUCUGAAGCAGGAAAUGACAAGACUGUAGUUGGUGAAGAGACAAAGCUGAUGAGUGCUGAUGACAAAGUGGCCUCUGGGGAGACAGUCAUGCAGAUUGAACUUCCAAAAGUUACUCAAGAAAUGGUUAACACACUGCUUGUGGAGUGCCGAACAAGAACCAUGAGACAUCCUGACUAUGUUGCAGCUUCCACCUCUGGAGUAGAAUGGGAAACGCCAAUGGAGCAGGGUGAAAAAUCUGUAAAAGACACCAAAGAGCAGGCCAAGAACAGCACAGAUGAGGAGACACAGCUGCAGGAAAGGGAGAAGACUGAGAGGGAAGCAAGAAAGGAGAAAGAGAAGGAGAAGAGAGCAUGGGAGAGGGAGCGAAGAGCUAACAGGGAGAGGGAUGAAAAAGGUAGGAGAGAGAGGGAGAAAAGGGAGGAGGAAAGAAGGGAAUUGGAGAGGAGGGAUAGAAAAAGAGCAUAUGGUGAAGGUUUGUCAAGGUCAUCUUGCUGGUCAGAGGGAUAUAAACAUGGCUCCCGCAGGAAUGUACCAAACUACAACUCAGAGGCAGAGAAAACGGUGGAUGAAGAGGAGGAGUUCCCGUUCAACUUGAGUGACUUUGUGACGGUAGAUGAGGUCGGAGAUGUCACCGACCUUCCUCGCUCUCCUUCUCCAGUUAUUCCCAUGGAAACCACAGAGGUCCAACAGGACACUCCAGAGGACACACCCAUGGAAGUCGUCACGGAAACAACUAUGAAGGAUGCUAAGGAGUCUAAUGAGCAAGUAUCAGAGUGUGAACCUGUGAGUGAGCUAACAGCGGAGACUACAGACAGUUCUGUUUCAACACCUGCUGAGGUCCUUACCACAGAAAAAUCCACCAGCUUACCAGCUUCACAAGCGGCCUCUUCUCCCAGUCAAUCACCUGCGCCAACAUGUCAGCCUGAAGCAGCCGACACUGAAGAAAUACUUAUUGCCACUCGGGACUCCGCCCCAGAGGUUGAACAUCUUUCAAUUUCCGCUCCAGACAACCCACCUGAAGCAGAGAGUGAAGAAGAUAAGAAAGAAGACAGAGGGGUUAAUCCCAGCCAGGCUGAGGAGGACUCCCUGGACAAAUCAGAAGAACAGGAGAAGAUGCACAGUCAGGAGGACAAAGACACAGGAACUCCUGCUCCAGAGACAGCAAAGCAAGAAAGUUCUGACCUCACACAAGACCAAACACACAAUCCGAAGGAGAGUGUGAAGAAGUCUGAGACAAAAACUCCCAUGGGCACCGACUGCUCCCUUCCUCCUUUUGACCCCAGCAACCCAGUUGGUAUGGAGUUCUUGGUUCCAAAGACAGGGUUCUUCUGUAAGGUGUGCAAUCGAUUCUUCAGCGGAACAAAAGAGGCUGAAAUCAGCCACUGUAAAACCGCCAAACACUACGAGAACCUAUUGAAAUACUUGCAGAACAUGAAGACUGCCAAACCUGACCGUGGCGCUGAGACCACUGACUGAAUUUUUGUCUCUUUAUUUCUCACACAAAGGUCCAGAAUCUCAUAUUGGUUUAGACUAGUCUUAUUUCCUGUCUCUAUUUUAAAACAUAUGUAUUGCUUUUCUUAUGCAAUUAAAAUAAAUGGUUAGAACUGUACAGUGGAAGAGAAGCUGCCAGUUUGAAGUGUGCACAGUAAAAUGUCUUGACUUAA